GGCUUUGUCAGGGCUCAGUCUCUGCAGCUGUGGCCAGCAGAAGACAAGGGCGGUGCCAAGGAGGCAGGACCACCCACAAGACCCCAGGCGGGCCCGAUCAGACAGACCCUGGAAGCACAGCUCAGCUCUUGACAGCUGCUUGUUACCCUCUGGGGACCCAGUUGAGCUCCUGUGGAAGCUGUCCCUCUGACAGUGUGCCAGCCUCCAAGGUUGCCUCCUCAGGGCGACAGAAGGCACGGACUCCUCUUGUUUGUUUUAAAAUGACUUUCAGUCCCAAAGGAAGUCGUAUUUUCUAAACAGCUCCACUCCAAAUAGUCUGGGCAAGAGAUUUCCAAUAGACUGUUCUAGCCUCUUUUGGGCAGUCCCAGGAGGAAGCGGGCAUCUGUCUCUGAUAGCAACAGCAUUGGCUAACAGGAAGCUGGCAGCCUCCUAGCAGAGCCCAGUGAGUUUGGCCGUGAAGAUGGAAUUGGGUAGGAACUCUUCAACUCCCCAAGAAGCCAUUGCCCCUCUUGGGGUACUUGGUGCCGGGCCCAGAAGGUCCCCACUGGGGAAGCUUCAAGCACUUCCCAUUGGGCCAGGUGCCCAUCGAGGGGCUCCUGGCAGCCCAGCUUCAGCAGGGGACAGCUCUUUGGGGGAGCCAAGUGGUGCCAUGAAGAUCCCCAAUAGGGACAGUGGGAUUGACAGCCCAUCUUCCAGUGUGGCCAGUGAGAACUUCCCCUGUGAAGAGGGCAGUGGAGGCUCCCCAGGCCCUGCCAUACUGGAGCUACACUCUGAGACAGCUGUGGACAGCCAGGUCCCGCAAGACACCCCCCAGGAGGAGGAAGAUAGUGGUGUGGGUGAGGAACCUGACUCUAAGAUCACCCCUUCUGGGCCAGAGGAGAAUGUUGGCUUGACUCAGUGCUCUGACCCACAGAAGCUGCUGCACAUUGCCCAGGAGCUCCUGCACACAGAGGAAGCCUACGUGAGGCGUCUGCACUUGCUGGACCAGGUCUUCUGCACCAAGCUGACAGAAGCGGGGAUCCCUCCAGAAGUCACCACUGGCAUUUUCUCUAACAUCUCUUCCAUCUACCGUUUCCACGGGCAGUUCCUCCUGCCCGAACUACAGAAGAGGAUCACAGAGGAGUGGGACACCAUCCCUCGACUUGGAGACAUCCUGCAGAAACUGGCUCCAUUCCUGAAGAUGUACGGCGAGUACGUCAAGAACUUUGACCGGGCAAUGGGGCUGGUGAGCACAUGGACCCAGCGCUCUCUGCAGUUUAAGGACGUCAUCCACAGCAUCCAGAAGCAAGAGGUGUGCGGGAACUUGACGCUGCAGCAUCACAUGCUGGAGCCCGUGCAGAGGGUCCCCCGCUAUGAGCUGCUGCUCAAAGACUACCUGAAGAGACUCCCCAGGGAUGCCCCGGACCGGAAGGAUGCUGAGAGGUCCCUGGAGCUCAUCUCCACAGCCGCUGACCAUUCCAAUGCUGCCAUUCGGAAGAUGGAGAAAAUGCAUAAGCUCCUGGAGGUGUACGAGCAGCUGGGUGGGGAAGAGGACAUCGUCAACCCAGCCAAUGAGCUGAUCAAGGAGGGCAACAUCCAGAAAUUGUCAGCCAAGAAUGGCACCACUCAGGACCGACACCUCUUCUUGUUCAACAAUGUGAUGCUCUACUGUGUACCCAAACUAAGGCUCAUGGGCCAGAAGUUCAGUGUACGGGAGAAAAUGGACAUCUCUGAUCUCCAGGUGCAAGAUAUUGUGAAACCAAAUGCAGCACGCACAUUCAUCAUAACAGGAAGAAAAAGGUCCCUGGAGCUUCAGACUCGGACAGAAGAGGAGAAGAGAGAAUGGAUUCAGGUUAUUCAGGCCACUGUGGAGAAGCACAGACAGAAGAGUGAGACCUUCAGAGCCUUCAGCGGUGCCUGUAGCCUGGAUGAGGAACCCAGCCUGUCCCCAGACCAGCCUAUCAUGAGCGCCAGCUCUGUGGAAACUGCAGGGGUAGCCGACAGCAAUGGGGGUACUGCAGGGAUCGAGUCCACAAAGUUGUCCUCUAAAACAAGACGUGAUAAAGAGAAGCCCGGAUGUAAGAGCUGUGGUGAGACCUUCAACUCCAUCACCAAGAGGAGGUAUCGCUGCAAGCUGUGUGGCCAGGUCAUUUGUAGGAAGUGCUCCGAGUUCAAGGCUGAGAACAGUAAGCAAAGCCGUGUCUGCCGAGAAUGUUUCUUGGAAGAGCCCUUGGUCCCUGCAAGCCCUAGCUCUGAGACUCCCACUGAGCUCAAACAGAAUGCAGAGAAGCCUCCCUCUGUGGAACCUCGGCCCAGCCUGCUCUGCAGCACCCUGCGUCUGUCAGAAAACGGUACAACCUGGCGUGAAGUGUGGGCAGACAUCCCUGAGUCAGAUCCUCAGGUGCUAGACCUGCUGGCAGGCAGCCAGGCUGGCAGACUGCUGCACACCAUCCCUCUCUCCGGCUGUACUGUAACGGUGCCCGACCCUGCGGAGGGGCUGGAGGCAGGGUGUGUGUGGAAGCUGCAUUGGGGCCCACAGACCUGGUGGCUGAGCGCCCCCUCAACACAGCUGCAGCAGUGUUGGCUGGAAGUUCUGAGCACUGCUGCCUGUGGGGACACAGCUGGGGACAGACCAGGUGCCUCGCAGCCCCAAGCCUCGACAAGCAUCGACACUCCAUGAGCAGAGCCUCCUACUGUCCUUUCCAUUAUUGUGUGUGGCCUGUGUUCUUUUUGGGCUACUUUAGAAGUCACAUGAAGGAAUGAAGGACUUCCUGGGACCACUGAGGCUGGACUGAUGGCCCAGAGAAGAGUAGCAGUGGGCCCAAGAUCACUCCACAAGUCUGAGACACGAGUUGGGCUUCUGGCUCCAGCCCCAGCAUUGUGGUCAGAGCAGAGGAGAAUGGCCACUACAAAGCAAAUGUCAUCUCAGCCCUCAAAGGCACAAGGAGGCCAGGGGGCCACCGCCCAGCUGUGAUCAUGUCUAGCCUGAUGUGAUGUCACUCUGGGAAAGGCAGAGAUGUCUGACCUGGCCUUUGUCCAUCUUUGCACUGUGGGAGCUGGACCAUGGCCACUCCUCUGACCUCCACUCCUGCACUCUGCUCUCUCCUCAAGCAUUGCUCAUCCACUUACUGUUCCUGCUGAGCCCUUGAAGGGAAAGGAGUGAGGGCCUUCUUAUCCUACCAUUCCCAUAAGCCACACUCAGAGACUGUGGGGAGGCCAGCCCUCACCCCUGUGUGGCAGGCAGGUUUAUGAGAUUUCAGACUGGCUCCUCUAGGGGCAUGUGCCAUGCUUGCCAGAAUAAAGAAAUGCUGAAGUCGCGCGGUGGUGCACGCCUUUAAUCCCAGCACGCAGGAGGCAGAGC
Messenger RNA from Onychomys torridus (southern grasshopper mouse), 3340 nucleotides. It is a transcript of the gene Fgd3, whose product is annotated as FYVE, RhoGEF and PH domain containing 3. Lineage: Eukaryota; Metazoa; Chordata; Mammalia; Rodentia; Cricetidae. Gene Ontology annotation, molecular function: metal ion binding; guanyl-nucleotide exchange factor activity. Gene Ontology annotation, cellular component: cytoplasm. The coding region runs from base 461 to 2659 and encodes 732 amino acids. The record is from RefSeq and is a predicted model, not a curated record. Gene Ontology annotation, biological process: filopodium assembly; cytoskeleton organization. The transcript has 18 exons.